Messenger RNA from Microplitis mediator, 3294 nucleotides. It is a transcript of the gene lap, whose product is annotated as phosphatidylinositol-binding clathrin assembly protein LAP. Bases 515 to 3106 code for a protein of 863 amino acids. Gene Ontology annotation, cellular component: clathrin-coated vesicle; synaptic vesicle; clathrin-coated pit. Gene Ontology annotation, biological process: clathrin coat assembly; synaptic vesicle budding from presynaptic endocytic zone membrane; clathrin-dependent endocytosis. Gene Ontology annotation, molecular function: clathrin heavy chain binding; 1-phosphatidylinositol binding; SNARE binding. The record is from RefSeq and is a predicted model, not a curated record. Lineage: Eukaryota; Metazoa; Arthropoda; Insecta; Hymenoptera; Braconidae. The transcript has 16 exons.
UAAAUCCCCCACACUAAAAUAUCUGAGUUGUUAUCCAUCCUUAUCACUACAUGGUAUAUAAUGCUGUCGCCUGUACAGCUCAGCUGUGAACAUGUGCGAGCGGGUUUAGUUAUUAUAAGUGAUUGUUUAAUUUUGUGAUUCAAAGUAAUUUGUGUGAACACAUGAAUAGUUAUAAAUAUUAAUCGUGACAGAGAAUUAUAUGGUGUGAUUCAUUGAAUACAAGCAAGGAAAAAACGUUAAAACAGCUUUAACAAAUUUUUAUCAUGUGCUGAUGUAUGAAAGUGGUGAUCGAUUCUUCAGUCCCUUAUGUUAUAACUAUUAUUUUUAUAAGGGUGAAUGAUGAAUUGGGUUUUUAAUACAUCAUAAUUACAUAUUACUAACACAAACAGUGGUUGAAUUACGAUUUAUAACUUCCGUUAAAGUGUUUAAAAUUUUUUUUCGUAUUUGACGGGAAGUAGCAAAAGACGAUCGGCUAUUGAUAGAAAAAUAAUAAGAAGCGAAAACAAAAUUAACUAUGGCAGGACAAACAAUAAACGACAGGUUGCUUGCAGCUAGGCAUAGCAUUGCUGGUCAAGGUCUUGCCAAAGCUGUUUGUAAAGCUACUACAGAGGAAAUGAUAGGUCCAAAAAAGAAACACUUAGACUAUUUAAUUCACUGUACUAAUGAACCGAAUGUUUCAAUACCACAACUAGCUAAUCUUCUGGUAGAGCGAUCGCAAAAUACAAACUGGACUGUAGUUUUUAAAGCACUUAUCACUGUACACCACUUACUUUGUUAUGGAAAUGAGAGAUUUACGCAAUAUCUAGCGUCGAGUAACAGCACCUUUCAGCUUAAUAACUUUUUGGAUAAAAGUGGUGUUCAAGCAGGGGCACGUGUUGAAUCAUUUUUAGGCUAUGAUAUGUCACCAUUUAUCAGACGAUAUGCAAAAUAUUUAAAUGAAAAAGCUAUGUCGUAUAGAAGUGUCGCCUUCGAUUUUUGCAAAGUUAAAAGAGGGAAAGAAGAUAGCACCUUGCGUACUAUGAAUGCUGAGAAACUACUAAAAACUCUUCCAGCACUACAGGCACAGUUGGAUAGUCUUUUAGAAUUUGAUUGUACUGCAAAUGAUCUCACUAAUGGUGUGAUAAGUAUGGCAUUUAUGCUUCUGUUUCGGGAUUUAAUACGACUUUUUGCUGGUUAUAAUGAUGGUAUAAUCAAUCUUUUAGAGAAAUAUUUUGACAUGAAUAAGAAACAGUGUCGAGACGCUUUAGAUUUAUAUAAAAAAUUCCUAAUAAGGAUGGAUCGAGUCGGUGAAUUCUUAAAAGUUGCAGAGAAUGUUGGAAUUGAUAAAGGGGACAUUCCUGAUCUUACAAAAGCUCCAAGCAGUCUAUUAGAUGCUCUAGAGCAACAUCUCGCAUCGCUGGAAGGAAAAAAAGGUUCCGCUGCAAGCACACCUACACAGUCCGCGAACAACAGAACGAAUGUAAAGUCAGGAGUCUCUGCACUAUCUUCCACCAGUACAGCGUUUGGGACUGCAGCCAAUAACGCCAAUCUUGAUCAACCUGGAAGCGGUCAAAUCGAUGAAGUUCUAAGGCAACAAGCUCUUGCUGAGGAAGAAGCAGUCAUGAAUCAGUAUAAAGCCAAAAUACAAUCACCAUCUGGAGUUCCGAAUACGAAUCCUUUCCUUAGCUCACCAACUGAAAGUGGUAACGAGGCCAUCGUGGAUUUAUUCAGCUCUGCGUUAGCUUCUACUACACAGGUACAAAAGGCAUCUGAUGAUUUACUCCAACUUGCGGGAAAUCCAUUCGCUGAUAUUUUUACUUCACCAGAGUCUGCUCCGGUUAUUUCAAGUGGUGUAUCAUCUAAUAAUUGGAUAAUUAAUGGUUUCAUGGUACCAGUUCUUCCAGCAAGUAAUAACUUUGUUACAGAUAACAAUUUUUCAACAGCUUUUGGGAAUCACGAUCAACAAACAACUGCCAUCCAAGAUUUGUCUGGAUCAAUACCGAACCCUUUUAUGGCGAAUUUUUCUGCCCUCCCGUCUCAGACUGGAAAUACUGCAAAUUUUGGUUCAUUAAACCAAAAAAGUGCGACAGAAAUUAGCGUUGAUGGUAGUCACCUAAACGGUGGAGAUAUGUUUAGUGCAAGCGGUCAAAAAGAAUUUUUUGGAGCUGACCCUGUCGUAACCGCGGUUAUGGAAAAAAGUUGUAGAGAUUUUGAUCUCAAUACAAUGUCAGAUGUUGCAAUGGAAACAAUACAAGUUGCAGAAAGCGACUCGUCCAAUGUAACUGUUAUGCCACCACCAAGACCACCACCACCAGUUGCUAGUAUCAAUGGUGCAUCACCCGCUAUCACUGGAAUAUCUUCCAAGCAGAUUAUUUCAACAAAUAGUGCUGCUAAAAGUGCAUUUGAUGAUUUAAACGAUAGUAUUCGCAAAGCUUUGGGUAGUUCUCCAUCUCGCCAAACAUCAGUCAAGCUACAGUCAUUCCCUGUCCAAUCAACUCAAUCGCAAUACCAAUCUCACCAAAAUUUUUCUGGUAUCGACAUUGAUGCAGGGAUAUCAUUAAAUGUUGGACAAGGAGUUAUUGGUACUGGAUCUUUACCGAGUUACAGUACUCAAAUUCCAGUACUUAUAGGAAGCAGCUUUUCCUCAAAGCAUCUAAAUACAGCUGUAAGUCAAUCUGCUGAUGUGACUGGAGUAAAUGUUCUUACUGGGGAUUUAGAUAGCAGCUUAGCAAGUCUUGCUCAGAAUCUAACCAUUAAUAAAGGCGCUCAGCAACAAGUAAAGGGUAUACAAUGGAAUUCACCAAAAAAUACUGCAAAAGCGAGUGGCAUGGCAGGAUGGACACCGCAGCCUAUGGCAGCAACAACUGGAGCUGGGUAUCGACCGAUGGGAAUGAAGAAUAUUUCAUCAGGAGUUUCAGUCAUACAAAGUACUAACUCAAUAAUGACUACAACUUCGGACACUCCAGCUGGUAGCAUAAUGUUGGGAUCAGGGCCAAUGCCAGUAAUGAUCAAUAAUCAAAUAAGUGGGCCUGUGACUCAGCUGCAACAACAGCAACAACAACAGCAACAGUCUACAGAUCAGUCAGCGAAUAAUACAAUACCACUCGAUCCUUUCGGUGCUCUAUAAAAAAAAAAAAAAAAUUUCUGUAUUAAAAGUUUCUAAUUUACACGUUAUGUCAAGACAAAAAAGUACGAAUUUUGGAUUAUAAUUCAAAAUCAAUUUUUAUUUUCGAAAACUAUGUUUGAAUGUUCUUAGGUAUAUAGGAAAAAUAAAUAGAUAAUAAAUUCAAUAAAAAAUAAUAAGUCAUGCAAUAA